AUGGUCGCAGAGCUGACUGGCGAGGACCCUGCCCCCGUCCCUGCCACCGACCCGGAACGACUCAAGGGCCUGUCCAGCCCUCCUGAGGAGGACGAGGAUGAGGGCUCGGAUCCAGGCCUGUCCGGGGUCUGGCGCGCCAUCCCCUUCCUCCCAAGCCUUGUCGAGGCCAUAGUGGGCACGCCCUACGAGGAGGAGGAGGAGGAGGAGGCGGCCCACGAGGAUAGCAGGAGCCGGCGCCGCGCCGACGAGCAGCGGGCGGCCGAGGCCGCGGCCGCGCACGCCUCCGCUGCGGCCCUUGGUGCCGAGCAGAACGAGCCGGUGCCGCUGCGAGUGGACCCGCGCGCCCGUGACCCCCUGGCCGAGCCCAGCUCGCUGCUGCGGCCGGGGGAGGCCGCGGCCCUCGCCACCCUCUGCCCCACACGGCACCGCCUGGCGCGCUGGCAGCUGGCCUACAGCACGCUGCGGGACGGCAUCUCCAUGCAGACCAUGCUGAGGAUGGGGCAUGGCAGGGCACCCACCGUGCUCGUCGUCCGAGACAUGGACAGGAAUGUGAUGGGGGCCUUCUGCUCCGAGCCCUGGCGCACAUCCACCCGCUUCUAUGGAACAGGCGAGACCUUCGUCUUCCAGCUCGGGACUCAGCAGUACCAGCGUGCAUGGCGGUGGUGGACACAGCAGAACGCCCGAGCCUCCAAUGACUACUUCAUGUGGGGCGAUGCGGAGGGCAUCGCCGUCGGCGGCUCUGGCGGGUAUGCCAUCUGGCUGGAUGCCGACUUUGCCAAGGGCCUGUCCCGCUCAUGCCUGACGUUUGGAAGUCCUCCCCUAGUCCCAAUUGAGGAGUUUGAUGUGGGCGCUGUGGAGUUGUGGUGGCUCCGAUGA
Messenger RNA from Auxenochlorella protothecoides, 876 nucleotides. Its product is annotated as Oxidation resistance protein 1. The record is from RefSeq and is a predicted model, not a curated record. The transcript is spliced from 4 exons. NCBI's taxonomy places the organism in Eukaryota, Viridiplantae, Chlorophyta, Trebouxiophyceae, Chlorellales, Chlorellaceae. Bases 1 to 876 code for a protein of 291 amino acids.